Messenger RNA from Patella vulgata (common limpet), 8678 nucleotides. Its product is annotated as atrial natriuretic peptide receptor 1. Gene Ontology annotation, biological process: cGMP biosynthetic process; intracellular signal transduction; protein phosphorylation. The transcript has 22 exons. Gene Ontology annotation, molecular function: ATP binding; protein kinase activity; peptide receptor activity. Bases 913 to 4104 code for a protein of 1063 amino acids. The record is from RefSeq and is a predicted model, not a curated record. Lineage: Eukaryota; Metazoa; Mollusca; Gastropoda; Patellidae. Gene Ontology annotation, cellular component: membrane.
UUUAUUACGUGCCUCUUGCCAAUUUGGCGAGGAGUGUCUGUAGUAGGUUAGUGGGGCCAACUUUGUUGUCCAAAGUCACAAAGCUGAAACUGGAGUAGUUAGUAAAAUGUAAAAUCUGGGUAAAGUGUGUUUAAAAAGUCUUGUAAUUUUCUUAUAACAACCCAAUGUGUACCAUGUGACGAUAACGGACUGGAGUACGUGCUUAUGUCUAAAAUUUGUUUGUUUCACAUAUACUAGUCAUAACAAAUUAAGUCAUCAUUAUUAGAUGUAAUAGGCUUAAAAAAUCGUGUGUAUGUAUAUGGGACCGGAGUCAUCUGGUCUAAAUUGUCUGGGUGAAGAUUGGUGUGAACGUCGUUUAGUUGGAGUUUUUAAUACCUCUCAAGUAGCUUAUAAUAGAAAUGUUACAAUAAAUGACAACUGGUUUGGUGGACAUUAUGAAUUUGGAAGCAGCUGUAUGUUUGCCAAGGUAAAUUCAAGUUAUUUCCCCAUUGGAGAUAUAACGAUAUUAAUAUUAACAUAUGCUACGGAUUCCUUGUAUAAUUUGAUACAUCUGAAUGUAUUGUAUGCUAAAUUAGAUAACAAAGAUAAUUAUGUGAAAGGGUGUGAACAUUUUGAGUGUUACGAUUCCGUAGUGUUCUAAGUGAUAAUGUGCAAAAACUACUCGUAUAUAGGCUUAAGGCGAAGCAGAUUCUACGCCUCUAGGAAUUGAUCUAAAUUUCUGAAGGAACUAAAAAAAAAUGGGAUAAAAAUAGGCCAUUGCAUGUUUAAAAUGACUUCGCGAUUUAAACGUACUGCAAAUAGCUAUGAAAGUGUUCGCGUCUUGUUUGUCCACAGAUUAAAAUUGAAAUAACCUGGACGACUAGUUACCCACUUUUAAUAUCAGAAACCACACAUGUUUGGUUUAUAGUAAGGAUGCAAUUGGAGUAUUCAUGGACGUUAUGUUCUGGAUGGAUAUUGUGCGUCUUCAUGGUAAGUUCGCUCAAAGCCAAAGAGGUGGUCAAAUUUGCCAUUAUAACCCCCUCCGAUGGUCAACGGUUAUUUUCGACCCAUCGUGUGGCUCCGGUAAUCAACUACAGUAUUUCAAGGAUAAAGGAACUUGAUUUAUUACCAGACGUUAGGUUCCUGGUAAGUUAUGGAGAUUCCAAAUGCAACUCCAAAGAUGCUCCUAUCAAAGCUUUCGAUUUUUACAAAUCAGGCUACGUCAGUGUUUUCCUUGGUCCAGUCUGUGAUUAUAGUCUGGCGCCAGUUGCCAGAUACGCGCCGUAUUGGAACAAACCGGUUAUAUCUCCCGGAGGCUUUGCACACGAUUUUGGCAGGGGCAAGCAUUCUGAGGAUGCUGAGUAUAGAACUUUGACUCGAGUUGGUGCCACCUUCAACUCUCUGGCUAAAACUGUUAUUGGACUUGUACAACAUUAUGAAUGGCACCGGAUUAAAGUCAUUUAUGACGGAGAAGGACACAAUGAUGUUGCUCCACGAUUCUGCUUUUUGGCAGCGUCCGCUUUCGUGUCUUAUAGUAAGAAAAAACGCUUGGAUUACGAUUUUCACAUGUUUAUUCCCAAAGUUCACAAAGUUGAGGAUAUGCUGAGAGAGGAAGUUGGUAAUCAGUAUAACAUUAUUAUAUUAUGUGCAUCACCCGAUUCUAUCAGAGAGAUAAUGAUUAAAGCUCAUGAGUUAAACUUUGAUAAUGGUGAAUAUGUCUUCUUCAAUAUCGAUCUCUUCAGCAGUAAAAAUGCUAGUGAACGGCCUUGGCACAGAGAGAAUGAACCACCAGAAAAGAAUCAAGCUGCACGUAAGGCGUACGAAUCCCUCAUGACAGUCACAUUGCGUAAACCCACAUCGCCAGAAUACAAGAAAUUCUCAGAGGAGGUGAAAAGAAGGGCCGGAGAAAUGUAUGAGAACUUUACAUACGGGGAAGAAGAGGUGAACAGUUUUGUUGGAGCGUUUCAUGACGCUGUGAUAUUAUAUGCAAUAGCAUUAAAUGAAACAUUAGAAGCAAAUGGUUCCAUAUCAGAUGGUAAAGCUAUUACAGACAGAAUGUGGAAUAGAACAUUCGAUGGAAUAACUGGCACUGUAAGUAUUGAUGCCAAUGGAGACAGAAACGCAGACUAUUCACUUUUAGACUUGAAUCCAAAGACCGAUAAAUUCGAGGUAGUUGCCAAUUACUAUGGUAAUAAAAAACGCUACGAACCGGUAGAUGGAAAGGCGAUUCAUUGGGCCGGAGGUCGGAGUGGUCCCCCUACAGAUAAACCAAAAUGUGGGUUCGAUGGCUCUAAAUGUCCACCAGAUGAACCUUUUCCUGAAUAUGUGAUUGUUAUCAUCGUUCUGGGAUCUGUAUUAGUCGUGGUACUAAUAGUAACUAUCUUUGUUUAUAGACACAUAAAACUAGAAGCAGAAUUAGCGGAAAUGAAUUGGAGAGUGAAGUAUGAAGAUAUCAUGUUCGGAGCUCCUACCAAAAAUCGGAAAUUGGAAAAUUGUGAAAGCCGAGUGAGCUUAGAUCGAUGCAGCGAAGCUGCAUCAAUUAAUACAAUGGUAAUGCAUCUUGAUAAUGGUAAUAAACAACUUUUUACAAAGACAGGGUAUUACAAGGGUGCAAUUAACGCCAUCAAACCAAUAGAAAAACAACAUAUCACCAUCCAUAAACCAUUAUUACUGGAAGUAAAACAGAUAAAAGAUCUGCAGAAUGAUCAUUUGGUAAGGUUUGUAGGGGCGUGUAUAGAUCCACCACAUUGUUGUAUACUAACAGAAUAUUGUCCUAAGGGAAGUCUACAGGAUGUUCUUGAGAAUGACCAAAUCAAACUUGAUUGGAUGUUCAGAUAUUCAAUUAUGCAAGAUAUCGUUAGAGGAAUGGCGUAUCUUCAUAGUACAGAUACUCACAGUCAUGGUAAUUUAAAAAGUACAAACUGCGUUGUUGACAGUCGAUUCGUAGUUAAAAUAACUGAUUUUGGAUUACAUAGCAUGAGAGAAUCAGAUAAUGACAUGCAUGAAGAAACAUACGCCUUUUAUAAAAGUCAAUUAUGGACAGCACCUGAAUUAUUGAGAAUGCACAAUAGACCACCAGCAGGUUCUCCUAAAGGAGAUGUUUAUAGUUUUGCUGUGAUAUGUCAAGAGAUUGUUUAUAGAAAAGGUGUAUUCUAUCUGCAAAAUAUAGAAAUAGAACCACAAGAUAUUUUACCCAAAGUAAAGAAUGGUAUGAAACCAUAUUUUCGACCAACAUUAGAAGAUUUUGAUUGUCCAUGUGAUGAGUUAGCUGGUGUUAUCCGAAGAUGUUGGUCAGAAGAUCCGACAGAAAGGCCAGAUUUUCAGAGUUUAAAAAAUAUUAUUAGAAAAUUGAACAAAGACGGUGAUAAAGGAGAUAUUUUAGAUAAUCUUUUAUCUAGAAUGGAACAAUAUGCUAAUAAUCUAGAAGCUUUAGUAGAAGAAAGAACUGGUGAUUAUCUGGAACAGAAGAAGAGAGCUGAAGACUUAUUAUAUAUGAUGUUGCCAAAAAAAGUUGCAGGCCAGUUGAUACAAGGAGAAUCGAUUAAAGCAGAAUCCUAUGAACACACGACUAUAUAUUUCAGUGAUAUAUGUGGCUUCACGGCUCUGUCAGCUGCCAGCACACCCAUGGAGGUGGUGAAUCUCCUCAAUGAUUUAUACACUUCAUUCGACUCCAUUAUAGAGAAUUUUGAUGUUUAUAAAGUAGAAACAAUAGGUGAUGCUUACAUGGUAGUAUCAGGUCUUCCGGUUAGAAAUGGAAACCUUCACGCUAGAGAGAUUGCCCGGAUGUCCUUAGCAUUGCUCAAUACAGUCUUGUCUUUCCGAAUACGUCACAGACCCGACGACAAACUUAAACUGCGAAUAGGACUUCAUACAGGUUCAGUGGUAGCUGGUGUUGUUGGUCAUAAAAUGCCUCGUUAUUGUUUAUUUGGUGAUACUGUUAAUACAGCUUCUAGAAUGGAAUCAAACGGAUUACCACAACGAAUACACGUUAGUCCACAGUGUAAAGAAGUUCUGGACACGUUUAAUAUAUUCGAACUGGAGUUAAGAGGUCCCGUUGAGAUGAAGGGUAAAGGAUCCAUCAUCACCCACUGGUUGGUUGGAGAAAGAGAAGCUCCCAGUCGAUAAUAUAGAAUAGAUUAGUUUAAUAUUUAACAACUAUAUCAUCCGUUCAUUUACAUCGUAGAAUCGCCAUUCCUUUUUUUGUAAAAGAUCUGUGCCAAUUUUUCUUAACUUCCCACGGUACAUAUCAGUCAUCAUGACAAUACAAAACCAAACUAACCUAUAAAAGAUAACAAUCUUAACCAGAGGACAACAGAUUCCGACGUUUUGGAGAAAAUAAGGCGACAGAAUAGAUGCUUUAUUUUUAAAUCUGUACUGUUGUUUAUUAAUUUUAAAAUUUGUUUUUGUUGUUUUAUAAGAUUUCAUAACAGCCUUAUGAAUGAUACACUAUAUAAUCAGGAACUGAUAUCCAUUUCUAGGAGGUGGUCGCUUUUAAAAGUUGUAUUUCUGUUUUAUAUUUCACAAUCUGAUUGAAAUACAGAUCUAUUAUUCGUUUGUAAUACUUUCGAUGACCUCCACAACACGAAUUGAAGAUCUAAUCGGUUAUAGUUCGUUCGUUCCUGGAGGUUUACGUCCACUUCCACCAAGUCGGUUGUAGUUGUAGUUAGGGGUCAUAUACGAGCAAUAUUUGACCUUAUAACGUCGGUCAUGCGAUUAACCAAUCAGCUUUGAUCUUCCAGGUGGUUAUUCGGAUAUACCACUUUUUGUUUAUCGCAGCGAAUGUCUACGCACAGUUCCGAGCGCAACACAACAAUAACUCUACUACACAGACCAUUUGAUUGGGUUACUUAUCAUAUCCCUGUGUUGUGAAGACAAGUAAAACGAAAUUUCGAACUAUAAAAAUUAAAACGAAAUGGGACCCAUGCUUUAAUCAGAUUGGAUAUUUCAUGAUAGCUUUAACCACAUAAUCCAGAUAUUACUGAUCUCUGAAUUAGUAACUAUUUUGUUAUUGUACCGGCCACACCCAUGUUUGUAGUAUUAUAUUAGUCAGACUUCUAUUCAUGUAUACAAAUUAUGUUAAUAUUUAUACUUUCUUAUAAAUUAUAUUGUAGAUCAUACGUAUACCAUACGUAUGGGAAUUGAAGAAUAAUAGAUACUUUUGGCAAUUGGGGGAAUUUUUCCUAUCUGUAUCACGUAUCAUGUAUCCGUAUCGUCACGUGAUACGUUGCGUCAAUGUAGUUUUUAGAGUUUUGGCAGAAUUUUCGCGCCGUGUACCUAUAACUAGCUGAGCUGAGCUUAGUUCUAUUAUCAGCAUGAUGGCAGUUAGUGACUAGCCUACAAAUUCCUGAAAGGAGUAAAGUCGCUCGACAGUCGCUGAGCUAUUUAGUGUCGAAUUUUAUUAAAAAUCUUCGACUUCGACUCGACAGCAAUUUUUGGUUUCACUAAUGUAUCAUUUUGGAAAGUAUAUACCACUUUUACAGAUUUGCAAGGUCCCACUUCCCUAAAUUUUACACGUAGAUCAACCAGCAUGCAGACAGACAGACGGGAAAAUAUGAAAAUUCCGCGAAAAGCUCAUCAAAAGUAAUGAAUAAAUCCAGUCUUUACCAUGGUUAAAAUAAAAUCAAAAAUAUACACAUUCAUAAACACGCUAUGGCACAACAUUUCAGCGUCGAAUAGUAGCCAAAAAAUACGGUAAAAAAACGACGAUGUUAUCCGAACCUUUUCCGUAUGAAAGCUGUUUGAUACGAGCUUCCAUAUCCGUGUGCCGUAGUAUCACGUAUGAGAAAUACACACGCAUUGAUGACGCCACACGCAAAAUCGAUAGGGAUACGCGAUACGGACCAGGAAUUUAAGCUUGCCAAAAGUCUGUUUAGGGAUAAUUAUACUAAUUAUAAUUUAGCAUGAUAUAUUUAGAAAUUUAUGUAGAAAUAUUCUCCCAAAAUCAAGUAUUUCAUGCUUUCUAUGUGUUGAUAUAACCCGGUUCCACAAGCUAUUGAUGUUAGAAAAUUGUUUGUUGCUAGUUUUACUUUUUUGUGCAUGUAUAUAACAAACCAUUCCAUAAUAUAUAUUAUCAUCAACAUGCAACCCGUGAUCACGAAACAUACAUUAGCCUGACGUAUAAUAAAACCCCAACAGGUUCCACUUGUAUGAACCUCGAAUUAACACUGAUGUCUACCAUUUUGCUAAAAUAUAAAUUUAAAAAUGGGAUUAGCAGAAUAUGUUGAUAGCUAAUGAGAUACUGAGUUUUGUUAAAGUUGUCCUGCACUUGUUAAAGGGCUUACCUAGAGAAUCUCGAUGCUAAUCUAGAGAAAUCUCGAUGCCCACUUAAUCCCUUCUACGACCAUCAUUAAAUUAUGGUAGCGAUUGGGGUUGGAGGAUAAGAAUGCACACUGUCACCAUUUGUUAAGAUCUUCAAAAUUUAUUCAGCUUGUUUAAUUUAAAACACAUUUGAUUAUACCGAUAAGACGUCACAUCUGCCACUAUUUUUUCCUUGUCUUUCAUCGUACUUGUGACAAUACAUAAAGGCGAGUUGCCUAUGGGUUUUUAUCGUAGUUGUUUUUAAUUUAGUUAAUCAAAAAAAAUAUUUCUUUCUACAGAGAAUUUGAUCAAGAAGUAUUACUUGCUCUCUAUAUAUUAUUUAGGGCAUGACAAAUGAAUGUAUUGUCAGUGUAGUGCCCGGUCUAAGAUUACAAGAUACCAAAGAAUGUGCAUAUAUUCCACUUUUACAUCAGUAACCCCCAAAUUCCCUAGUGAAUUCCAUUAAAAAUAUAUUAGCAUAUUAUGCGUAUUGCUUAUACUGAAAUGAAAAGAAAUAUAUAUUGGGAAAGAUCAAACAAUUUUUCUUGCAUUCAUUUCUUAGUUAUUUAAAUUGAGGUCAGUGUUAAUAGUUUAUAUGUUGAUAUUUCAUAUUGUACAUAACGUUCAUAAUAAUGUAUAAUCACUUUCGCAACUUUAGACAUGUGCUUUGAAACACGUGUCUUAAUUAUCAGCCAAACUUUGGUAGCUUUUAUGUUAUAAUGUAAAUACACUUGUAUAUUUACCUUUAAUGUCUUAAGACAUAUCGUUUUAUCACAAAUGUGAAUUAGUUUUAAGAAAUUAUUUAUAAAAUUUUAAUUAUUUUUAUUGCAUGUAAUGCAUAUCAAAUAGAUUACCAUUAAGAUAUUGUUAGUUAAUCAAUGUCUGUUGUGUUAAAUGUAGUUAAAAUACAGAUCUGAGUUUCGUUUCGUUUUUUUUUUUAUAUGUGGCGAUCCUUUUUUCUGUGGCAAUGAGAAUAUUAAUCCGUUAGUAGCUUUGACCAAUUAUGAACAUGAAAAAUCUAGAACAAUCACUGUCCAGAUUAAUUAUACAAAGGAACGAUUCUCAGAUAGUAUCCUUUUUUCGGUAUUUUAUAAGCACAAAAAAUAAUUAAACAUGCAUUAUGCAAGAGCUAAAUCUGUCUAUUGCAGGUCUUUCUGUGGGUUUUAAAAUUUUUUCUAAAUUAUUGAUUAGACAUUAACUUAUCCAAACCAUAAUCAACUCUCGAUAACAUCUUUAGCCUGCGAUAUUUAAUGGAUUUGAAUACAUUUGGGAUGGAUAAUUUAACGUAUAACUGGAUAAUCGAGAUUUUGUUAUCAUACCAACUUCAGUAAUGACGUUCGAGACUAGCCGAAACUUCAGUUGGUAAUAUCUCCGUUCAGAGUCAAGCAAUUUGACUGCAAUGUUCAGCAUAUUUUGUUUUCAUUAUGUUCUUUAUAACUAUUAUCAAAUCUUAUCUAAUGCCCUUUAAGAGAGACCUUAUUCAAACGUUAUAUAUACCAAUGGUUAUUGUCCCACGUAAUAUUCUAGUUUUGAAACAAAAAUUAAACACAACUUGUACAACAUGGAAUAAAACCGAUUUAAAUUUCGUUUGGUUUAUUUUAUACUUGCGAUGUCUUUUUGAGAUGUCUUGAGAUGAAAUAUUUAACGAGUUCAGAUGUUUUUAACCAGUGUCCUUACAAUCAUCUUAUAAAGUGACGUUUGAAUGGGGUUUGACGUCUACUCGACAAAUUUCAUUUCAAUAAUUUGCUUGCGCGUAAGAGUCUUUAGUAUUGUUACACGGGUACGCGCUAACCAUUCGGUCAUCCAACACCCCUUGCAUUGGAAACCCGAUAGUCAUCAUGCUGGCAGUUUCCAUAUACAUAAGUUAUUCAUUGAUUUAAACAAUACUUAUUCAAAUAAGAUUGAUAUUUGCCGAUACAUACAUUGUCAUGGGUAAGGAUUACAAGCCAAAGGCUUAUAUUAAUUCGUCUCCUAUUAAUAAAUAUACUACAAACUACAGUUACGAUAUUAUGUACACUUGAUAUACAAAACACAUUUUGCACUGCGAUAGUUUAUAUUUGCUAUUAAUCGUGCAUGUAAAUAAUUUAAUAGCCAUUCAUUGAAGACCAGUAUCAGUUCCAGUUGAGGUGGGGACAAUUUGGGCAGAAGUGAUCGAGGCUAUGAGCUAUCUAGAAAAAGAAAACAUUUUGAGAAACGAAAUAUGAACCAGAAAAUACGACACAAAUUUUGAACUAUAAAACACGAAACGAAAAAGGAUCUGUGUUUUAAGAAGUGUUUGUUAUAAUGUAAAGAGAUUGGUCAGUCUAUACACCCUUCAACUAUUUAGGGAUUGUUUUAUUUAUUAUUAUGUAUAUUAUUGUAAAAGCUUAUUAAUUAAUUAAAUAUAUCCUCACCUUUUUCUA